Molecule: messenger RNA, 6074 nt
Organism: Paramuricea clavata
Lineage: Eukaryota; Metazoa; Cnidaria; Anthozoa; Malacalcyonacea; Plexauridae
Source: the annotation of a GenBank genome assembly
UGCUUUUGCUGACUUCGCAUCCCGACCCAAGUUUGAGAUGGGCAGUUCAACGUCACCAGAACCCAGUCCUAGCGCGCUCGAUGUGGAUAGAUUUGACUUUCCUGUCGCACAGAAAGAUUCGGAUGCAGAUAAACAUCGGUUUGAAAGUGGAGGAAGUUUUUAUGAAGACGAAGUUUUGAAAACUGCCAAGAAAGAUAUUGCGGCUUUUCUUGGGUUAGAGGUAUGGUCUAUUUACUCGCUGGGGCACCCUGUGCCCGGGCGAGUAUAGGUUUCGGCAUGCAUUUUUGGUGGAUGUCAGAUUUCCGAUCCUCGUUGAUAGCCACAAAAUAGAGUAUUAAUGAGCUGCCUAAUAAAAUCCAAAAUGGCGGCCUUUUGUGGAGUGGGCAAAAUGUUUCAAACAAUUUCGUUAAAAUGAUUUCUAUGGAUUUUGCAUUGUGUCUAAUUCUGGACACCCUUGCUAGUUUAGUUAAUGCAUUUUUCUUGGUGCACGACUCUGAAAAUCCGAAAUUUGGAUCUUUGAUUUCCCGUGCACAAUCAUAAUAUACUGAAUCUGAAUAUAAACGAGUCAAAGACAAUUUCAAGGUAAAAGAAAAGGUUAUAAAUUAGACUACACAACUUUUGAUAGAUAACUACUUUAUGAGAAGCAUAUUGGUGUCAUAUCAAUAUAAAAUUUAUGCAACAACAGUCCCUAAUUAAUAGUAUCUGUGGAAACGUGAAAACUGUAGUGUGAAAUAUGAUAUUGUAUUUGUAAUGCCUAAUGUAAUGGCGCAAUAAGGAUAAAAAUUCCACCGUUCGAUUCAGCGUAAGAAAUUGUACUUACGGAUGUCAAAUGUAUUUACACUAAACAGCAGCCGUAUUCUAGCGAUUUAUGGCGAAAUUGUAUUGUUUACAAAUCGCUUGCAGUACGUAUUGUUGACAGACAAAUCACUCGCACUACGUUUGCCGUGUUCUUCUAUUUGUAUUAAUGCCUAUAAUGGCGCAAUAUUCCAAAAAGGAUAAAAAUACCACCGUUUGAUUUAGCGUAUUAAAGGGAUACGGCAAUAUAUUUUUUUAUUAUUUCAUUUGGAAGAACUUUUAAAAUUAUAUGUAAGUCUCUUUUACCGAUUUUGCGUAACUUUAUUAUUUCUUGAGAUAUUUGAACAGAAAAAAUCACAAAUCAGCGAGCUUUCCGCCAUCCUGGAUUUUGGCGGAUAUGCAUGUGACAUAAGCAGGGUCACGCAAUAAUUUUAUCCAUAGAGCAAUUGGUUAUUAUGAGCCCAAAAUCAUAUACUUCAGUAACUAUUCGAAAUAAAAAACUGUCUGACGGCUUUUUAAACAAUAUUUGGUCAUUUAGAUGUAGUUUUAUAUGGCUAACCCUGCUUUUGACGUCACUAAAAUCACCGAAAAUGAGAUAAAAAUUAAUUCAAGAUGGCGGACAGGAAAUUAUUUUAAAGCCGGCUUUCCACUUGCGAAUUUUUUCGCGCGAAGCGAAUUUUUCUUUUGUCUUUAUCCACUGAAUUAGUUUCAGUUGAGAGACCAAAGACAAAUGAAAAAUUCGCUUCGCGCGAAAAAAAAUCGCAAGUGAAAAACCGGCUUAAGUCGAAAUAUUUCAAGAAAUAAUAAAGUUACGCAAAAUCGGUAACAGAGAUUAAUAUAUAAUUUUAAAAGUUCUUUAAAAUGAAAUAAAAAUAUAUAUAUAUUGCCGUAUCCCUUUAAGAAAUUGUUCUUACGGAUGUCAAAUGUAUUACUAAACAACAGUAUUCUAGCGAUUUAUGGCCUUUGAAAAUCAAGCGAAAUUGUAUUGUUGACAAAUGGCCACAAAUCGCUCGCAGUACGUAUUGAUUUUGUUAACAAAUCACUCGCAAUACGUUUGUCUUUAUUUAUAUUUGUAUUAAUGCCUAAUGGUGCAAUAUUCCCAAUAAGGGAUAAACUGAAUACCACCGUUCGAUUCAGCGUAAGAAAUUGUACUUACGGAUGUUAAAUGUAUUUACUAAACAACAUUAUUCUAGCGAUUUAUGGCCUUUGUCUCUGAAAGCCAAGCGAAAUUCGGUAUUGUUGACAAAUCGCUCAAAAAUAUUAAACUAAUUAUAAAAAAUGCAGUACGUUUAAUCCUUGAUAAUUUUGGUAUCGUGGGGGGUUUUUUCGGCCGUAAACCAGUGUAUUCGUCUCACUUCUCUCUUCGUUUUGAUAGUAUUUUGAGCCCAAAAGCUCCAAAAUAUUUUAUUUUGAACUCUUUAAAGCGCAGUUUAAUCCUACUAUCGGCCGACAGAAGAAUGUAGCGUACUAAAUAUAACUUACUUGUAGGCGGAAACGCCGUAAGUUUUCUUUGUAGGGCACCGCAUUUUAGUAUGGGAGUUAUUGAAAUCUCUCGUUGAAAUUCGUAUAUUGCUGAGCUGGCGUCUUGUUUUCCGUAAAUAUUGUUCUGUUUUUCUGCAGCGCUUACCAAAUUUUGAGCACAUAUGGUGACAGAAUUUAGUUCAUUUGUAUAGCCCCAGCGAGUUAACGCUCUAUAGAGCGUCUUGUUACUAUAUAUUGAAAUUCUUGGGUUUUAAUUACGUGAGAUUGUAGCAUAAUUUGUCAGUGAGUCAUUGAACAGAGGUGAACUACAGCGUGUAUGAAAAAGUGACCUUUUAGAAAUCACCUUUUUGUUAUUAAAGCGUGUUAUGUUUCACCUGGGAAUUUAAUUAAAUACUCCUUGCUCUGUAGUCAGUUGAACCAUUGUUAAUCGAUUUGGUUGGCGGGAUUCAUUUCUAAGUCGUUUUAACUUUCAAUUAGAAUUUUUAUAACUCCCAGAGCUAAUGAAGUUUGAGUGUUUACAACAAAAGGAUAAUUUCUAAAGGGUCGUUUUUUAUAUACACCCUGUAUAACAAAGAAACAACAUGCUUCAGAACAUCUUAUGUAAAUGAGUUCUCCAACUAUUAUAAAAGCCUUCUUUUACCGUUGACACAGACCCUUGAUUUCCACGUGAUGUCAUAUGAAACCUGGGGAUAGUUUCCUAUUGAUCUCAUAACUUUAACUGGACAGCACUUCCUAUUCACAAACACACUGUAUCUUGUCUCUUUACAAUUUUAUGAGUGAUUAUUAGCUAACAUAUAUGUGUGCCUGAAAGUUUUUGCAUUUGCCCGUCUUUUGACUGAAAACGAAUAAAACAUCCUUUACUAAAAGCUGUUAUAAUGAACGGUGAGACUCCAACUUUGAAACUGACUUCGCACAAAAUAUCGUUCGUAACAGCGGACAAUUUGGCUUAAAUUUUAACUGACAGUUGACAUCCAAAGACACAUAUUUAAACCCAGAACUUUUAUAUUGACGACUUUGUAAUUAUUUAUGGCCAUAGGAAAAAGACGAAAGUUUACUUGACGAUGUAUUGUGUUCUGCUGUGAUUCCAAAAGGAACGCUUCUCGUUACACAAGGCGAAGUGGUAAGCUUAAGAAUGGAUUGAUUAUAAAAAUAAUUGAUGGUUUAUUCAUUAUUGACAUAUUUUCGCACCAUGCAGAAGGUGAAUUGCGAUAUGUUGACAAAUUAGAGAAUAAAAAUUACACAUAAUCAAAAAUAGGGAUAACUACACUAUAUAUUUAACAAAUAUUUGUUUUAUAGGCUAAUACAGCACAAAGAAACAUAAUGAAAGAAAUGUUCCGACGUUUCCGUGUUGACAUUAGUUAUAUCAACACGGCUCUUGACCAAUCGGCGUUCAGAAUUUACAAAUGCUGUAUUAUAAUACAUUCUAUAAAUAUGUUAAAAGCUCUAUUAUACUAAUUUACAUCGGUUAUACGCAGGCUGCUACCAAACAGCAAUUUUAAACUUGUCCUCUUCCGCCAUGUUGAAAGCUUAUAAUUUGGUUGGGCGAAAGCUUUGUGAAAUAUUAUGUUACAACCAACAUUGUACCAGGGGGGUGGUGGUUUACAAAGAUGUACAUGAACAGUAAUUUUUACAGCUAAGUAUCCACAGAAUUUUAACCAUCAUUGUAGGUUUUCCUACUAGCAGUUAAAAAUUUCUGCCAAAGUGUGAAAUAUUUCAAUAAUUUUUCAGGACUGUAGUGUUUAUUUCCUCAUCAGCGGCUGCCUGCAAGUCUCUCAGAAAGACAUGGAUUCUAGCGAAGAGGUAUAUAUACUAUGUUAAGAUAACACGGUUUUCAUGGACCAAACUCACAACUUGUCAACAGGCUUGCAUGCAGCAAGCUUGUAACAAUAGUUGUCAUUUCAUCAAGUUGCUACAAUGUUGUCACUCGCAACUUGUUAACAAAUUGUUGAAUUGAAGGACGAUAACAUGUUGGAACAACUUGUGACAAAUCUUUUGAGUCGACAACCUUAUACACGGAUAAAAAUUGAGAAAAUCAACAACUUGUUCCAGGUUGAUAUCAACAGGCGUGAACAAUGUUGUGCGGCCCACUAUGAACAGUAUUGUCAACAUGUUGUUACAGCAUUGUUCAACUGUAACAACUUGGAACAACAUGGUUGACAACUUGUUCAUAGUUGGCCGCACAACAUUGUUCACGCCUGUCGAUAUCAACUUGGAACAACCUGUGCGUUUUUAGCCGUAGCAAGUUGUCAACAAACUGUUGACAAACUUGUCAACAAGAUGGGAACAAGCGUUGCCAACACAUCCUAAAGCGAGUUGUUGAAACAGUUUUGCGUGUGUUUACAAGUUAAAAUUUUCUUUGAUGUGGAGAAAGCGUACUACAAUAAAUUGCAGUACUUGUCAACUUUCGUUGAGAUUUAACGUUGUCUUCUGUAAUUAAGCGUUUGUUUAUUGUGCUUCGCUUCCAAACAUCAUACAACAAUUGCCUUAAAGAGGGAAGCCUCGCAGUGCCUCGGAAGGUCGUCUCCAAUUGGAUGGGGGGUUUUCUAAAGAACGAAGCAAUUCAUUGUUCUGAACACAAAAGCAAUUGUCAAGUCGGGCCAAUGAAAAUCACUCUUCCGAGCUACUGCGAGGCUACCCCUUAAAGAAGCUGGGACACCAUAACAGCUUAACGCCAAUUACAGUGGGCAUGACAAGCCAUGUGAACUGUUUUCAAGCAACUAUAUAACCUUUAGAAACUGAUGACAUAUAUCCCAUUUAGAACGUGUUGUACGUCACUCAUCCUCGGGAAUUCGUGGGCAGUCUCUCCGUCAUAACUGGCGAACCAUCACUGUUUACAAUCAAGGCUGUCAAGUUUUGUCAACUUGGUGUCUUGAGCAAAAGUGAUAUCUACGGGUACGAUUGUGUAAUUUAUGACUGCAGACAACUGUCUAUUGUUUUUUCUCAAAGGUUGAUACAUGGAAGAGCUUAUUCUGUGCUCAUUUGAUGUGAUGAAAUCACUCUGAGUCUCUGAAUCUUACCCAGACCCAUCCCUAUAAGCCCAAGCUUCCAGCCACAAGUGGGACGCCCUACAACGAAAAAUGGACGACUUUGGACGCCCAAAUUCCGGGGAGGAAAGUGAAAUGAUUCUCAAUGAUUUCCCUAAAUAUAUUAACAUAUCUGAAACGAAAUAGCUUCAGUUUUCAAUAGUAUUAUACAUUUGACGUUUUGAUCAAUUUGAUGGUGUGACGUUUUGAUCAAUUUGAUGAUAAAAAUGUCGUAAAGAAGCAUAGCGGCACAAAGCUCACAAAGUGUUUGAAAAAUCCCCCCCCCCCCGACGUAGAUGGGUCAUUGUACCAAAAUUGGACGCCCUUUUUCAGGAUCCUGGAUAAAAGGCCUGCCUAACCCUAACCCAAACUUCUCCGACGAAUCUUUUGUGUGAUGUCAUACAUCAUUUGAGUGGAGAAUAGAUUUUCCCUUUGAUACACAUGCAUUCUCAAGCUUUCGUGUUCAUUUUAGUAUUCUUCUACAAAGACCACGUGUUAUUCUAAAUCUCAGCAGUACGCUGACGUCACGAUUGACACCGCUGGUCAGAAAUAUUGACUACGCUCUUGACUGGGUUCACAUGGAAGCUGGACGAGCUAUAUACAGGUAUGCUGUUGGACAGAAUUUUGUGAAAAUACUGUGUUUAUAGCUAUAUUAACUAUCAGUUCUAAACUGUUCUCCAUGGAGGUCCAGUGAGGAUCUUCUCUUAGAAGUCAUCUCUUACUGGUAGGAGUCAUCUCUUACUGAUCCAGUGUUACAAGAAAGUUAAACUGAAC